AUGGCAACUAAAACACAAAAGAAAGUUAUAAAAAAGCAAAACAAAAAAAAGAAAAAAGAUCCAUUAGCUCCAAAGAGAGCAUUAUCUGCUUAUAUGUUUUAUGUCAAAGACAAAAGAUUAGAAAUAAUUCAAGAAAGGCCAGAGCUAGCUAAAGAAGUUGCACAAGUUGGAAAACUAAUUGGAGAAGCUUGGGGACAGUUAACUCCAGCUCAAAAAGCUCCAUAUGAAAAAAAAGCAGAAUUAGAUAAAGUUCGUUAUUCAAAAGAAAUAGAAGAAUAUAGAAAAACCAAGGAAUAA
Messenger RNA from Plasmodium berghei ANKA, 297 nucleotides. RefSeq names its product high mobility group protein B2. NCBI's taxonomy places the organism in Eukaryota, Apicomplexa, Aconoidasida, Haemosporida, Plasmodiidae. The record is from RefSeq and is a predicted model, not a curated record. The transcript has a single exon. Bases 1 to 297 code for a protein of 98 amino acids.